UGGCAACGGUGAUGGGCAGUUUUCCCUCCCGCCACGUGUAUUUAACGUGUGGUGGGAACGCGUCAAAGUGGGGUGCGUAAUGGUCGAACGGCCAUCACCAGAGGCAUGACGCCGCGUUUUGUAAUUUUCACAAAUUUUGAAGCCAAACGUCCGUACACAACCCCUUUCCUAACACUCCCUUUCCUCUGUCCCUCCUUCCUCUUCGCCAGACACGCCGACGUAUUACAGUACGGUACUAGCACCGUCCUCACCAGCGCUGACCCUGUCGCUUCUACGGCGCGCAGCGGGUGGAGAUGGCACGUGACCGUCGACGGCCCCCACACAGUGCAAUUGCAGUAGCCUGGCCUGUCACGGGAUUGGCUACAUAUCCGGACGUCUCUUUAUUAAAGUAUGGAGCUUUCCAUACAAACACGAAGCUAUAGAUUGGAUAUCGUAUUAUAAUGCCAGCAUGACUAACGCCUUGGAAAUCCGGAUAAGCCGCGCGUCGAACCUUUGUAAGUAAACACGAUGAUGGACGGGCCGAAAUGGCAUCAUUCUUUGACCGGUGGCACUGCCAGCGCAUGAUGAUGUCGUCGUCGUCGGUCGCUCCUCGGCGCCCGUCGUCGCCUCGCCUCCGCGCGCUCUCGUCCUCGUCCAGCAUCAGCGACGAGCGCGAGGCUGUGGCCGUGCGCCGCGCCAACAGCGCGGCCAAGAUGCCCGUCGUGACGCCGGACCGCUGCAAAGGCUGCCUCCGCCUCUUCUCCAAGAUGCUCACGACCAAGCAGUGUUUCCGCUGCAAGAACUACGUGUGCGCGCUCUGUGUCUUCAAGGUGCCCAUGUUUCAUGGCGAGAAGGGCAAGCUGCCCAAGCACUCGCUCCACGCGCGGCUCUGCGCAUCGUGCUACGACGAAAGCAUCCUCUGCGACAACAGCACCAACAGCGCGAGCAGCCAGCCCGAGAUGAGCCCGCCGUCGGGGCGCGACACCGCCGGUCACUUUGACGACGACGCCUGCGACGACUGCGCCUGCGCCCCCGCGCCCAUUGUCGUCGCUGGCCCGAGCAGCACGGCGUCGCUCUGGCUUUCUCUCGUUACGGGCUCGCUCAUGCUCGGCGUUGUGCUUCUCGAGUCGACCGAUUUUCACGUCCGCGCCGGUAGCCUCGUCGGUUUGUACGUGGUUUUUGUCGUCAUCCAUCCGCUCUGGAAGUCUCCGUCGACGCCACUGCCGACGCCGAAACCUCGACGAAUGUCCAAGGCGAAGCGAGACCCGAGCGAAACCGCGUCUUCGGACGACGAAGAUGAGCCUUCGAUCAACAUGGAGGCGGUUCUCCUUGCCAAGAAGGAAUGGCUCGAAGCCCGCUGGAGCGAGCUCACGUCGGAACAAGCUGCUUGGGUCAAGAACGAGUCCAAGUCGACGGCGAGCAUUACGCUCUCGGAGCUCGACUGCGGCGACGACGUGCCCGUGUGCAUCAAGGUCGAGGCGUUUGUGCCCAACACGAGUGCUGACGAGAUCCUCUCGUUUAUUGGCAACCCGGACCCAAAAGAACGCAUCAAGUGGGAUUCCCACAUGGCCACGCACACGGUGGUCGAGAGCGUCGAGUGGCCAGUGACCAACCAAUCGGGUCGCGUCGUGCACAACGUGCAGAAGAGCCAUGGCAUGGGCCUCGUGCCGUCGCGGGACUUUGUCUUGCUCGCGCUGCGCAAGUCGCCGACGAUCUACGUCCAAGGCAGCCUCGAGCACCCGAGCGUACCGGACCGACCUGGCAGCGUCCGUGGGGUGCUCCAUAUUCUCGGCUUUGAGUGCGUGCCCACUGACGACGGCGUGCACUUGACGUACAUCAAUCACGUCGACAUUCGGGGGUCGCUUCCGCGCAAGCUCGUCACCAACGGCACGUGUGACAACAUGAUGAAGCUCAUGACGACCGCCGUCCAAGCCAAAAAGAAGUGGCUCGUGUAAACUGAAAUUUUGCGUUUUUGAUGCCCGAUUGA
Saprolegnia diclina VS20 is the source of this 1966-nucleotide messenger RNA. RefSeq lists its product as hypothetical. Gene Ontology annotation, molecular function: lipid binding. The transcript is spliced from 3 exons. Bases 525 to 1934 code for a protein of 469 amino acids. Lineage: Eukaryota; Oomycota; Saprolegniomycetes; Saprolegniales; Saprolegniaceae. The record is from RefSeq and is a predicted model, not a curated record.